This is a messenger RNA of Salarias fasciatus (jewelled blenny), 2810 nucleotides long. It is a transcript of the gene pnpt1, whose product is annotated as polyribonucleotide nucleotidyltransferase 1. The record is from RefSeq and is a predicted model, not a curated record. Gene Ontology annotation, molecular function: 3'-5'-RNA exonuclease activity; RNA binding; polyribonucleotide nucleotidyltransferase activity. Gene Ontology annotation, biological process: mitochondrial mRNA catabolic process; mitochondrial RNA 3'-end processing. Gene Ontology annotation, cellular component: mitochondrion; cytosol. The transcript has 28 exons. Bases 89 to 2401 code for a protein of 770 amino acids. NCBI's taxonomy places the organism in Eukaryota, Metazoa, Chordata, Actinopteri, Blenniiformes, Blenniidae.
UGGCAGCGCCCACAUGUACACUUGAGCUGUGAAGGCAGCGACAGCAGGAGCAAUUUUUUAAUGUGUUUUUGUGCGUGACUCGUUAAAAAUGCGGCUUCUACUCGAGCUGAGCCGCGCGGCUGUUCGCCUCCAUGCACGCUCAUGUCACCAAAGUGUUUACAGCAGACACACAAACCCGCGGAGUGUGCGAGUGGAACUUGGAGACAAGAAACUUGAAAUAUCUUCCGGAAGAUUGGCUAGAUUUGCUGAUGGAUCUGCUGUGGUGCAGAUGGAGGACACGACUGUGAUGGUGACCGCUGUGAGCAAAACCAAACCCUCCCCGUCUCAGUUCAUGCCUCUCGUGGUGGACUACAGACAGAAAGCAGCGGCUGCCGGCCGAAUCCCCACCAACUAUCUGAGACGAGAGCUGGGCACCACCGACAACGAGAUCCUCACCAGCAGACUGAUCGAUCGAUCGAUUAGACCACUUUUCCCCUCCGGUUACUUUUAUGACACUCAGAUUCUUUGCAACCUGCUGGCUGUUGAUGGCGUUAAUGAUCCGGAUGUGUUGGCUAUUAAUGCAGCCUCUGCAGCUCUGGCUCUGUCCGACAUCCCCUGGCAUGGACCCAUCGGUGCUGUGCGUGUGGGAAUGGUUAAUGGAGAGUUGCUGGUCAACCCCACGAGGGCAGAGAUGGCUUCCAGCACUCUGAACCUGAUAGUGGCCGGAGCUCCCAGCAGUCAAGUGGUGAUGAUGGAGGCGUCGGCGGAGAACGUGCUGCAGCAGGACUUCUGCCAUGCGGUGAAGGUGGGAGUCAAACAUACGCAGCAGAUCAUCUUCGCCAUCCAGCAGCUGGUCAGAGAGCAGAAGGUCACCAAGCGCACGCCCAUCAAGAUGUUUUCAGCUCCUAAUGACAUGGUUGAGCAAGUUCGGAAAGCAGCUUCUGAGGGGAUCUAUGCCAUUUUUACUGAUUACAGUCACGAUAAGAUUUCAAGAGAUGAAGCAAUCAACAAAAUUCGUCUGGAAGUUGAAGAGAACCUAAAAGAAAAAUUCCCACAAGCUGAGCCCUUUGAGAUCAUUGAGUCCUUCAACACUGUGUGCAAAGAAGUCUUCCGCGGGUUAAUUCUCAACGAGUACAGGAGGUGUGAUGGGAGAGAGCUGACCACUUUAAGGAACAUUUCUUGCGACGUUGACCUUUUUAAGCCUCUCCAUGGCUCAGCGUUGUUUCAGCGAGGACAGACGCAGGUGCUGAGCAGUGUCACGUUCGAUUCCCUGGAGUCCAGUGUGAAAGCAGACAUUAUCACCACAGCUCUGAGUGGAGUCAAAGACAAAAACUUCAUGCUACAUUAUGAAUUCCCUCCAUACGCUACCAAUGAGAUUGGGAAGACAGGCGGACUGAACCGGAGAGAGCUGGGACACGGAGCGCUGGCUGAGAAGGCUCUCAGACCGGUCAUUCCGAAGGACUUCCCGUUCACUAUCAGGGUCACAGCUGAGGUGCUCGAGUCAAACGGAUCCUCCUCGAUGGCUUCAGCUUGUGGAGGCAGUCUUGCUCUCAUGGAUGCAGGUGUUCCCAUCUCUGCUGCCGUUGCAGGUGUAGCUGUUGGCCUCAUUUCUAAAGCCAACCCAGACAAGCCCACUGAGAUCGAAGACUACAGAUUACUAACAGAUAUUCUGGGAAUAGAGGAUUACCUGGGAGAUAUGGACUUCAAAUUAGCAGGAACAAAUAAAGGCAUCACUGCUUUACAGGCAGAUGUGAAGAUACCGGGGUUACCGCUGAAGGUGGUGAUGGAGGCCAUCCAGCAGGCCACAGUGGCAAAAAGGGAAAUUUUGGGCAUCAUGAACAAAUGUAUCGCAAAACCCAGAGAGCGCAGGAAAGAGAACGGACCUGUGAUCGAAACUGUGAGGGUACCAGUGUCCAGAAGAGCUCGCUUCGUCGGUCCGGGUGGCUACAACCUUCGCCGGCUUCAGGCUCAGACAGGUGUAACAAUAAGUCAGGUGGAUGAGGAGACUUUUUCAGUGUUCGCACCAACGCCUGGCGCCAUGCAUGAAGCCCAGCAGUUUAUUCACGAGAUCUGCAAAGACGACCAAGAGCAGCAGCUGGAGUUCGGCGCUGUCUACACUGCCACCAUCACAGAAAUAAGAGAUAUUGGUGUGAUGGUGAAACUGUACCCCAAUAUGAGUGCUGUGCUGCUGCACAACUCACAGCUGGACCACAAGCGGAUCAAACACCCCAGUGCUUUGGGUUUGGACGUGGGGCAGGAGAUUCAGGUGAAGUACUUCGGACGAGACCCGACAGACGGCCGCAUGAGGCUCUCGCGGAAGGUGCUGCAGUCUCCUGCCGCCACCGUUGUCAAGACACUGAGCGAGAAACAGAGCAUCUCCAUGGGUUCCAGCAACAGCCACUCAACCACCAGCGACUCCUGACUGCUUCGACCACUGAUCUCUGGAUUUUUCAGCGAAAGACCAGAAAACCCAGGAGCAUCUAAUCUCACUCUGAACUGAAGAGUGGUUGUGACUGUCAUGCAAACAAUCUGACAUAGAGGCAAACGUGUUGAAAACUUAAAAACAAGUUAUUUUAAUGUUCUCUCAUACGUCUGCAUCAAAAAUGUAAGAUUUUUUUUCUUUUUUCAGUAAAUUACAUCCAAGCCUUGGUAGCACUGCCUCGUGUGCAUAUUCACCUCCAUGUUUGUUUCUGCUGUGUCAGUCAUGCAGUUGGUAUCAAGCUCCAGACAAACAACAGGAAGGGAGAAUUGUGUGUUUUUUUUUUAAAUAUCCUGUUCAUGUUAUGUAAGAUUUAUUUUGUAAGUCCGUGUAAAUAAAACAAUUGCUGAUG